Hirundo rustica (Barn swallow) is the source of this 7338-nucleotide messenger RNA. RefSeq names its product kinesin family member 24 (gene KIF24). Gene Ontology annotation, biological process: microtubule-based movement. The coding region runs from base 232 to 4455 and encodes 1407 amino acids. The record is from RefSeq and is a predicted model, not a curated record. Gene Ontology annotation, molecular function: microtubule binding; ATP binding; microtubule motor activity. The transcript has 14 exons. Lineage: Eukaryota; Metazoa; Chordata; Aves; Passeriformes; Hirundinidae.
CCCAUCAGCCCCUCUCCCGUCUCUCUAUUGGCUGGCUGUGCGCGCAAGGCUGCGCGCGGGCGUUUGAAGCGGGGAAAGGCGUUGUUGCCAUGGAGACGCGGCUUAAUGGCCGCCGCCGAGCGGUGCGGCGGCCGUGAUUGACACUCACUGAAUAUCCUUGAAGACCUUUCCUCCACCUUGAGAAGUGCACUGAGAAGGAAAAGAUCUUGUGAAAGAGGCUCUAGGUUGAAGAUGGCAUCAUGCCUUUAUGAAUGCCUUUGUGAAGCAGAACUUGAAAAAUACUAUCCUCACUUUGCUGCCUUUGGUCUUCAGAAAAUUGAUGAGCUUGCCAACGUUUCCAUGGAAGAUUACACCAAACUGGGGAUCCAUGACAUAAAUGACCGCAAGCGUCUUCUUCAGCUCAUUAGAAUAAUCAAAAUUAUGCAACAGGACGGUAUUUCAGACUUAAGCAAGCAAGAUUUUCAACCACUUGGCCUUUUCAUUCCACCUCAGGUGACCAGGUCAGGACCCCGUAGACAGCUGCAUUUCGAGUCCUUCUGUGAAGAAAAUGAUGGAACAGCUGAAGACUCUGAACAUGAAUUGUAUAAUUCACCUGAUUUCAGUGCCAAUGAAGAGAAGAACAGUGUAGGGGAAAUGCUGGGACACAUUCCACCACACGAUUCAGAGCCAAUCAGAUUAACUAGAAGAGACCUAAAUAUUCCUGGAAUAGGUACAGAAAACGACCUCAGCUGUCCAACAGUUUCUGAUGAUAUUGCUCCUCUCCUGGGGGAUUCUGAAGUUCCUAUUAUACAAAGAGUAAAUCAUAUUUCAGGGUAUAAUUAUGGACUACCUCAUUCCUGUAUCAGAUCCAAUACUUUCGACAAAGAGACUCCAUGGACAGAGAGUGAAAAAAUCAGAGUGUGUGUCCGAAAACGUCCUCUCUGCCUGAGGGAGGUGAGACGUGGGGAAGUUAAUAUCAUCACAGUGAAAGAUAAAGAAACCCUACUUCUCCAUGAGAAGAAGGAGGCAGUUGAUCUUACACAAUACAUUUUACAGCAUGUUUUUUAUUUUGAUGAAGUCUUUGGGGAGACAUGUACCAAUCAGGAUGUGUAUAUGAAGACAGCUUAUCCUCUUAUUCAGCAUAUUUUUAACGGAGGCAAUGCAACUUGCUUUGCAUAUGGGCAGACUGGUGCAGGUAAGACUUACACCAUGAUAGGGAAUCACCGGAACCCAGGACUCUAUUCCCUGGCUGCCAAGGACAUCUUUAGGCGCCUGGAAGAGUCACCAUCCAGGAAAGAUCUUAUUGUUCUCAUCAGUUUUUAUGAGAUCUACUGCGGACAGCUUUAUGACCUGCUAAAUGGAAGGAAAAGACUCUUUGCAAGAGAGGAUGGCAAGCACAUUGUUCAGAUAGUUGGACUGCGGGAGGUUCAGGUGGAUUCUGUAGAUCAGCUCUUGGAGGUGAUUUUGAAGGGAGGAAAAGAACGUAGCACAGGAGCUACUGGAGUCAACUCAGAUUCCUCUCGGUCUCAUGCCAUCAUCCAAAUUCAAAUUAAAGACACAGCCAGCAGGGGAUUUGGAAGGAUAUCAUUCAUUGACUUGGCUGGCAGUGAAAGGGCAGCUGAUGCCAAAGACUCGGAUCGACAAACAAAAAUGGAAGGAGCAGAAAUAAACCAAAGUCUUUUGGCACUAAAGGAAUGCAUUCGGGCGUUGGAUCAGGAACACACGCAUACUCCUUUCCGGCAAAGCAAAUUAACUCAGGUGCUAAAGGACUCUUUCAUUGGCAAUUCCAAGACAUGUAUGAUAGCCAAUGUUUCACCGAGCCACAUAGCUACAGAGCAUACCCUGAACACUCUGCGAUAUGCUGACAGGGUCAAAGAGCUGAAGAAAGGGAUUAGAUGUUCUACUCCUGUCACAAAAAGACGUCGCAGAGCUGGAAAUGUAUCUCCAAAAUGUGUCCAAAGCACUCCCUCUUUGCCACCAGGGGAAAAGAUCUCUCCAAAGAAAGCAAAGCUAGGCCUACAGCGUCCCUCAGGUGCUACAAAACCAAAGGCAUAUCCUGCAGCACUCCAGCCACCUCGUGUCCCUCUUACCUCUACUCCCAAGGGAACUGGCAAAGAACAUACCUACAAAAGAAAUAACAGCACUCCCUGCUUCCACCACACCACCCCAGUUAAGGGAAUCCUACGGAUAACACAUCCCCCGAAGAAGAAAAAUUAUAAUCUAUCCUCCCACUCUGAAAAGGUGAAGGAUUUCAUUCCCAUUGCAAAAACAAAAGAGAGUGACCAGCAAGACAAGUAUAUGCAAAACAGAACACCUGUCCAGUGCCUGAAAGUCCAGACAGUACAACCUGUUCAGAAACAGCUUGUUCCUAGAGAUGAUAGUUCCUUUGGAGAUGGAAAUCUGUCCUCUGACAGUGAACAGGAAUGGGGAAAUACUUUCCCUAAACAGCCUGUUGAACCCUGGACAUAUUUGCCUCCCUUUCAGAAGGAAAGAGAAGAGCAUUUACGUCUUUAUCACCAGCAGUUUCAGCAGCCCCCUAUUCUAAAGCAAAAAUUGAACUAUCAACCCCUUGAGAGGUUCAUAAUGCAAUACAAGCCUGAGGAGAUUCAAGUGAAGCAGGAGCUGAGCCUUACUCCAACUGAAGUGCAGAGCAAAGAGGGGAUACAGCUGGAAGAUCUGGAUGACAGUGAUUUCAGUGAAGAUUCCUUCUCACCUAUUUGUAGUCAAAAGAGUGUGAAAAGAGGAAAUACCAACAAAUGCAGUCAACAUUCAUUUUUCCUUCAUGAAAGAGAACAAGGAACCAAAGAAGAGCAAAAAUGCCCAAAGCGACAGGAUUUAUUUUUUAAGUAUGCAAUAUCCAUGCAAGAUCAUGGAUUAGAUGACAGCUGGGAUUGUAGUGAGGGUAGCCCAAAGGCAGAGGAAUCCAUUAAAAAUGCAGGCUGCAGCAAUACUCCUGCAGACUGGAGCUAUGACUUAGCUGUUGAAUCCUCUCCAAGCAAUACUGCAGAAAAACCUUACUGUCUGCAGGAAGAUCCUGCUUGCAGCUGGAGAAAUGGCAAGGAUUUCCUAGCUGAUCACAAAGAGUACAAGUCCAAACACAGAUGUCUUGUUUACUCCAGUGAAGCCACCUUAACUCCAGAAAAGGAUGCUUCAAACCCAUAUGUAUCUUCUGUAUUGAAAUCGGGAACUCCAGAGAUCAAAGAGAUUGAUCUCCAGCAUGAGGAGAAGGAAGAAUCCACUUUGGACAAAAAGGCUGCCCUUGCAGGAGGUGUAAAAUGGAAAGCUCAAAAAACUGGAGAUAGCCACUGUAUUUCUUCCAGUUCUUCCUCAGAAUUCACCUCCGAAUUUAUGGCCCCUCUCCUGGUGUCCCCUCUUGAUGGCGAGGACACAUCUAGAACAGAGAAAGCAUCUUCCAACCAGGAAAAGCCUCUCCGCGAGAAGCAGGUGCCAGACAGUGACACCCAGAGCAGGUUUGACGACAAGGGCUGGCAGUGCACCAGGAGCAGAUCUCUGACUGACAGCAUGCUGGAACUGGGGGAGCAGACCUGCCUCGGGGGAAGGCUCUGUGCCCUGCUGGACUCCCCUCAAACCGCACACAAACGGCUUCCACAUGCCUGCGGCCGUGUGAAGCCGUGCUGCUGCCACCUGAGAUUGGAUUCAUCCAAGCAGGGAGCCCGGUGCAGUUUGUUUGUUGGACAUGACCCGACAAAAACAUCUGCAGCUGGAUCCACAGCUGGAUCUGCAGUCCCCAGGCCAGAGAGAGAGGGUGGGGGGCUUUGCACUGAUUCCCCCUGCAAAGAACACACAGGAGGCAGAUGGUGUGCUGCUGAUGUUAACCAGCAAAACAAUGCUUGUAAUGCAGAGAAAUUUAACUCAAGACGAGGGUCCUGUGCUGAGGAAAUAAAUGCUGAAAUACCUGAAAAGAGCUACGCAGCCCAGUCCCUCUGUCAAGAGAGCAGCCUGCUGUUGCAGCCCAAGCCAAGACUGAGGAAUGAGGACCUCACCCAUUCUGAAGACCUUGCCAAGUCAUCAUUUGGCAAUGAGGAAACAGAGUUGCUAAAAAACAAGUUAAACCAGAGUCUUUUUACACAAGAGACUUUUGCUUCAGAUGAAGGAUUUGCAACCAAAGAUAACAAGCCAGUAGCAAAUGCAAAGUGCUCCUCACACAUAUCCAGCAGCAGCUCUCCAAGUGCUGCAUCAGAGAUGGGGAAAUUGCAGAGGGAAGCCCUAGAAAAGGCACAACAGACUGUAAUUCGUGCUCAUCGGCAGCAGCUGGAUGAAAUGGCAUGCCUGUGCUUCAAGGAGGAGUGCUUGAUGAAUCAAAUGUCAGCAAUGGAUUUUCAGAAUUUCAUGACCAUGCUGGAUGAAAUCUUAGUGCUGAAGUCAAAGUGUGUCCAAGCAAUGCGAGCCCAACUUCAGCUCUGCUUAGCCUCCCCUGGCACUGACACAUCACUGCAGACACCUCCACCAGUUUAGACCUUCUUUGCUUCCACAUGCACUGGAGCAGCUACAGGAAAUGCCAGCCAGCGCUUUGCUACACUUGGUGCUGCAGUGUGGGGGGUAGAGGAUAGCUUUUGGUUUGAUGUUUGUAAUUAAUGUGCGCUUUAUAUAAGGAUGGAGAGAAUUCUGAGUAAAUGAGAGAUGACUAAUUGGCACCAUAAGCUUUUUAUUUCAUUAAUACCAGUAAGACACGUUCUGAACAGUAACAAUUUAGCAGCCUUUAAAUAUCUCACCAAGCAGUAGGCAAGUUGUGUUCAUGUACCAUAGCAGCUUCUCACAUGUUAAAGGCAAUUCUGUGUUGCCAAGUAAGGGAAACAACUUAGAAGCCAGAUACAGAUCUGAACAGAAAUGCUCAAAAGCUACCCAUGAAAGUCUUUGCAAACAGAAGCCAGGAAAGAGAGAAGAGCCAGGGCUUGUUACACUAAUGUGACUGCACCUAAGUUUGGAAGUCAAGGCACGGUGUGAGGUGCUGUCAGUUUCAGAAGAAGGAAGCCUAUUGUUGAAUUAGUUCUUGGGAUAAACCCUCAGAGCCCUGAAAGAGGUGGUUUUAAGUUAUGGGCAAGGAGUGGUUUAGCAGGGACUUCAUACCAAAGAUUCCAUCUGGCAUAUUUAUAAGCACAUGGGUUUCAUGCUGCUGCCCAGAGGAAGACUCCAGCAGCUGUACCUGCUGCACACCACAUCUAAUGCCUGCAUUCAGCAGAGCUGAACAGACUUCUCACGUGAAAAGGGCAUUUGCUUGGAGGCACUGAGCUUGCAGAAGCUGCUGACAGCAGUUAUGUGAAACUGGUAUUCAAAUCAAGAGCUACAGAGCCAUCAGCUGGAGCCCUGCACAAGCCCUUGUGCUGCAUGCAUCACAUCUGAAUCACAAAGCCAGUCCACUUCUUUUGAAGGCACAAGUGACCUUGAGACAUGCUUGCUGACAAUGCACUGUGUGAGCACUCCCACUCCAAAAUUAGGGCUGUCGCAGCACAUUCAUCCAUCUCUGUGUCUCCUCAGUAAUGUCUGUGGUAGCUCAUUCAAAGCCUGCUCAGUAGCCAGAAAUGCCAAAGGGAAUAGAACACUGCUAUCUGACCAGCUGUGGAUUUUGCUGCCUGCAUAGCCUCCCUGAGGAGCCCAGGUUGGGCUGAGCAGCAAGACAGUAAUCACAGUGACACUCUGGGAUGCAUAUUUGGUGCAAACACUCCUAGGAAUGUCACCCAGUGUAGGCCUGGGGAACAGAAACAAAUCCCACAUCACUGCCUUGACUCUGGGGUUGUCUUUAGCACUAGUUAGUUUCCACCUUGCAACAGAGACUGAGUUUCUGUGUGGAGCACAGAGCAGAGUUUCUCUGGGAUCUGAGGUUAUGGCUCUCAAAAUCACAGGCCAGCAGCAAGUCACACCUGAACCUUGGUCAGAAGCCUCCCUCACUCACCCAGAGAGACGAGGCACCUAGGAGCAAAACUGAGAAUUUCUUCAUGACACGGAGCAGUGGCGCCCAACAGCCACUGGAGAGCUGUAAAGCAGUGGGACAUCAACACUCCACUAAAACCAUGCAGGGAGGAGCAAGUGUUUAAAACCAGCAAUUCCCUCCACUUCCUGGGGCCAGGGAGAGCUUUCUUGUGAGUAAGGUGAGGGGAAUAUGAGGUAGUGGGGUGGUCCGCCUGAUACCAUUAUCUAAAUGUGGGCACUUAGUUUCCCCAGCACAUUCUCAGCGAGCAUGCAGCAAACGCUGCUGUCAGGGAGCAGCUGAGGAGUUUGGCAAGUCUAUUUGGAACUGAGGAAAAGGUCAGACUGGAAGAUGUUGCACAAGUCAUAGUAAAAUGUAAAAAUAGUAAAAUACCCAUUCAAAAAUGAGGGAGGAGAAUUUUCCCUCCACACUCUGACUUUUGGGAGACGAGUAUUGAUUAAUUGCUCUUUCAGGUUUUUAAAAAGCAGCUGAACGAAGUAUGUUCACAGGCAUUUCGAGUGUCCUACAGAAGCUGGACAUUCCUAAGCAACACACACACACAACUGCACAACGCGCAGUGCUAUGUCCUAACCUCAGUAUCUGCAGGCACAGUUGUGACAAGUCACGAGUGACCAAAAAUUUCUGUGAGCAGAGGCGAUGUGAGUUAAGUCAGCUGCCAGACUGGAGCCACCUGUGAAUCCCAUCUGAUCUAUUGUGAAAAAAGCAAGUCUCUAGCAGAUCUGAUCCCCAGCAUCGAUUCCCAGAGCAGGAACUAUGUGCUCCCUUGAGGAACGGCCAGGGACACUGAGAAACAGCAAAUAAUCAAAACAACAACCACAUACAAUUUUCUGAUAACAAUCUUUUUUUAAAUGGGUUAUCUAGCCAAUCCACAUGACUAUACCUUCUUAAAUAUGUUUUAUUAUGUCUGUUCUCCAAAUUUUAUUUUCUCUACUGAAUGUGAAAGUUGACCAAAUUAAAAAAAAAAUAAAGAACCUGGCUGUGAAAAUCAGCCCAUCCUUGGCAAUAACAUGGACAUGCUUGAAGUGCUGCACACCCCAAAGAUACCAACAAAGGGUUUCUCAUAUGCAACAGAAACUAUCAAGCUGUUGUCAGAAAUGGUAACAUUUUUCUCUCCCCUCUGAGGGUUAUUACCUAGUUGCUGCUUUAAUUCUUGUGUGAAAAUCUGCUAAAUGAACAUUUUAAGUGUCAUCCCCUUCCUACUGUUUGAUUUUUCACUGACAAUUACUACAAAAGGUUUUCACUUCAAGUUGAUGAAUAUGUGUUAAAGUGUUAUAAAAGCAAUCUAAGAGAUUUAGAGAGCUUGGCCAUGUACAAUCAAAUAAACACAGAACUAAAAUGGAUUCACUUUUGUAUUCAGAUGCAACAAUGACUACUAAUGCUUAUUAGCAGAGGCUUGAUACUUUAUUUCAAUA